GGUCUUUGCUCUGGCGGGAGUGUUUCGAAGCGUUUUGGUCUUGGGCGGAAGCAUGUCUCAGGAACGCGCUAUCCCGGCGAGCGCGGUUCCCCUGGAAGAAUUAAGUAGCUGGCCGGAGGAGCUAUGCCGCCGGGAACUGCCAUCUGUCCUGCCUCGGCUCCUUUCUAUGUAUCAGCAUUCUGACAGUUGGAUUGAGCAUAUUCAAAUUCUGAAAAUUAUUGUAGAAAUGUUUUUACCUCAUAUGAACCACCUGACAUUGGAACAGACUUUCUUUUCACAAGUGCUGCCAAAGACUGUGAGAUUAUUUGAUGACAUGAUGUAUGAGUUAACCAGUCAAGCCAGAGGACUAUCAAGCCAAAAUUUAGAAAUCCAGACCACUCUAAGAAAUAUUUUACAGACAAUGGUACAGCUAUUAGGAGCUCUUACAGGAUGUGUUCAGCAUGUCUGUGCCACUCAGGAAUCCAUCAUUCUAGAAAAUAUUCACAGUCUUCCCUCCUCAGUCCUACAUGUAAUCAAAAGUACGUUUAUACAUUGUAAGAAUAGCGAAUCUGUUUAUUCUGGGCGUUUACACCUAGUCUCAGACCUUCUGCAGGCUCUUUUCAAGGAGGCCUAUUCUCUUCAAAAGCAGCUAAUGGAACUGCUGGAUAUGGUUUGCGUGGACCCUUUAAUAGAUGAGAAUGAUGACAUUUUGAAUAUGGUAGUAGUUAUUCAUUCAUUGUUGGAUAUCUGCUCUGUUAUUUCCAGUAUGGACCAUGCAUUUCAUGCCAAUACUUGGAAAUUUAUAAUUAAGCAGAGCCUUAAGCACCAGUUGGUUAUAAAGAGUCAGCUGAAACACAAAGAUAUAAUUACUAGCUUGUGCGAAGACAUUCUUUUCUCCUUCCAUUCUUGUUUACAGUUAGCUGAGCAGAUGACACAAUCAGAUGCACAGGAUAAUACUGACGGCAGAUUAUUUCAGAAAACACUCAAAUUGUGUCGUUUCUUUGCCAACUCCCUUUUGCACUAUACUAAGGAAUUUCUUCCUUUCCUGUCUGAUUCUUGCUGUACAUUGCACCAGCUUUAUCUUCAGGUACACAGUAAGUUUCCUCCAAGCCUGUAUGCUGCUGGGAUUUCUAAAGCACAACAGGAGGAAAUAGCAGGUGCUUUCCUGGUCACACUGGAUCCACUUGUCAGUCAUCUUCUCAAAUUCCAACCUUUCGUGGAAGUGGUUUUGGACAGUAAAUUAGAGCUGCCAUGUGAACUACAGUUUCCACAGUGUCUACUGCUGGUUGUCAUCAUGGAUGAGCUGCCCUCUCAGCCUGAAGAUGUGCAGACCCUGUGGUGCACAGAGAGCCAGGUCUCAGAAGCUACAACCAGGGUGUCUCUACUCAAAGCCAUUUUCUCCAGUUUUGAGCAGUGUUCUGGUGAACUGUCUCUACCUGUUCAUUUACAGGAAGUAAAGAAUAAAGGGCAAACUGAGGUUGCUGUCACCUUAUAUCAGCAUGUUUGUGUUCAUCUGUGUACGUUUAUUGCUUCCCUUCAUCCCUCACUGUUCCCUGAACUGGACACUGCUCUGUUGAAUGCUGUGCUUAGUGCUAAUAUGAUCACCUCUUUGCUAGCUAUGGACGCAUGGUGCUUCCUUGCUCGAUAUGGGACUGCUGAACUCUGUGCUCACCAUGUCACCAUAGUGGCUCAUCUGAUAAAAUCUUGCCCCGGAGAAUGUCAUCAGCUCACCAGCCUAUCGGUACUAUUGAGGCGCCUCUUCUUCUUCAUGACCCCACCCCAGCAGGUGGAGUUUAUCCAGAAAUUUUCCCCAAAAGAAGCAGAAAAUCUGCUUCUGUGGCAAUAUAUUUCCUUUCAGGCAUUACCUGCUGAGCUUAGGACACAAACUGCACUUGAGGUCAGCAGAUCAGGCACUGCACAGUGCAGGAAGUGGCUAAGCAGCAGUCGCACGUUGGGAGAACUUGAGUCUCUGAACACAGUGCUCUCUGCUUUGCUUGCUGUAUGUAAUUCUGCUAGUGAAGCUCUGGAUAUGGGACAGCAAACUGCAGUUAAGGAAGUUGGGAGUGAGCUGUGGGCUCUUUUAAACAUUAAACUGGUAACAGGUCAACCUUAUGUUCAACAGACACUCUGCCUUUUACUUCCACUGCUGGGAUUUUUAAUUCAAACUCUAGAUCCUCAGCUGGUAAGUCAGGUAAUAACUUUGCAGACCUCACUACUCCAAUCAGAGCCUCCUGACCAUGUUCGUUUGGCAGUUCUUGAUUUUCUGUCUUCCCUGGGAAAACUUUUUAUACCUCAAGCCAUCCAGGACAAAAUUCUGCCCCACCUGUCUUCUGUUUUUGCCUUACUGCUAGCUGACAGGAAUUGGCUACUAGAACAACAUUCCUUGGAGGCAUUUACUCAGUUUGCUGAGGGAACAAAUCAUGAAGAGAUAGUUCCACAAUGUCUCAGUUCUGAAGAAACAAAGAAGAAAGUUGUAUCUUUUCUGGAGAAGACAGGGUUUGUAGAUGAAACUGCAGCUGCCAGAGUGGAACGUGUCAAACAGGAAAAAGGUACUUUCUGGGAGCCCUUUGCUAAAGUUACUGUAGAAGAAGCAAAGAAGUCAUCUUUACAGCCUUCUGCAAAAAGAGCCCGUCACGAGCUCCCCUUGGAAGAAGAGUACAGGUCAGCACUGCAAGCAGCAACAGCAGCCUUGGAGGCAAUCGAGUUAUUACUCCAAAAGUCUCCGCCUCCAGACUGGCUUCUGACGAAAAUGGAGACACUCCAAGAAAGGAUUGAUAAGCUAAAACAUCAUGUAUUCUAAGGUGAAAACUGAAUGAACUGGACCAUAUUAUCACUAGGUAAGAGU
Messenger RNA from Kogia breviceps (pygmy sperm whale), 2824 nucleotides. RefSeq names its product FIGNL1 interacting regulator of recombination and mitosis (gene FIRRM). The record is from RefSeq and is a predicted model, not a curated record. Lineage: Eukaryota; Metazoa; Chordata; Mammalia; Artiodactyla; Physeteridae.